GCCUGCGCCCAGUAGUGAGCGGGUCGCGGAAUCGCGUCGACGUCGUACGAAAACCGACGUCAUUCCACAGGGAUAUAUCCAAAGACGUUAUCAAUUAACAAAACCAUGCUCUAGUGAACGAAUAUUCAGUGUUGACCAUUUCUUUUGGUAACGUGUUGUUAUAUGUAUAUAAAACAUGCUCUGUGAAAGAAAGCUUUGAAAAUUAUGGUUCACUCAACAUCUAUGAUUCUAUUUUUGAAGCUAACAACAAUGUAACUGAACAGAUUGUGAUAAAAAAAUAUAAUUCAAGAAAACAAAAUUCACGCUAGAAGACUGAGAUGCCAGUUUAAAUGAAAUGACGCAGAUUAGCUGAAACUAGCGCUAUGGUCGCUACUAGUCGAUUUACGCCAACAUGGCCGACGAAGAAAAAAUACCCCCAACCUUCCUUGAAAAGUUGCUCUUCUACACGACAGCUAGCUUCGUUCUCCUUGCUAUCUUCAGCCUCUUUGCCUUCCUCUUCUUAGUCCCGUUUGUAAUAGAACCAGCCUUCACUACCAUCUUCAUGCAAUUUGAUCCAAACGCCGCUUUGUGCGUAACGUCCGAAGUGAAGCACCUUGUUGGAGCCAGCAACUGCACCUGGGCAUCUUGCCGAGAGGGAUGCACUAAGGAUCUUUUCGAAUGCACUCAAAUAAGGGUCAACUACAAACUCAGCAACGACACUAAUGCUACACUGGCGGACUUCGAAGAACUAAUCAGAGAAGAAAGAGCUCUGAGGAAGGACUACGAAUACGAUAGCUUCGAAUCCACUGACGAACUCCCAGACGUCUUACCAACCGGUCUCCAAGGCGGUGAUUCCGAAUGGUACUUCAUGGGAGCACGUCUAUUCCCAAACGUGAAAGGAUGUGGUUAUCCACCCAUUUUAAACUGCACCAUAUUCUAUGGCAAAUACAGGCCACUGGGUACCAACUACUCGUGCUACUACAGCCGGAUAGACCCUGGCUUGGUGAUCACGGAAUUAGACAUGUGGCAGAACACAUUAAACUUGGUGUAUGCAAUGGCUAUACCGAUCCCUUCGUUCAUAAUAUCGGUGAUUUACCUAACGUUCGCGUACUUCAAGAUUUAUAAUACUGAGGAGGAGUCAGAACAAGAGCCGUUGAAGAAUGAUGCUGAGGGUAUGGCCACGGGUGACGAUGAGAAGCCAACCACGCCAGGAUCUGAUACGUUCAGAGAGGACUUGGCAUGUUUUGGGCAUCAAUUGAAGAUGCAACUAGCUAAUGAAAAGUCUAAGGAAGGAUUCGAAUCCAAUAGUCCGCCAAUUUCCAAUUCAGCAUCUUUAUCUGGGACCAAGUCAUCCUUCGUGAACGCCUAACGUGAAUUGAAUAUAACAUCUAUCUAUACAUAGAGAUGACAGGAUUCCUGAAGAGUCAAACUUGGUUACAAAGUUUACCACGAGAUGAGGUGAAUAAAAAAAAAAACUAUUUAGAAAGAAAAGUGCUCGAUAUGUGAUUUUAUAUUGACAAGUCAACUUCUCGCUCACUCCUAAAGGAGUAAGUAAAGGAAAGCUAUAGACCAGUGUAAAUGAAAAACAUUUGGCAAUAUGUCAAAAACAGACGAAGAGAUUUUUAUAUAGAGUUGUGAAAUUAUUGACUAUUGGAAACUGUGUCAUGAUAAUAAUUUCUAUUAAUUUAUUUUAUCUUAUUAUAUUUAUGUAUUUCUUCAAAUUGUUUGCCAUAUAUCAGAUUGUGAAGCACAAUAAUAUUAAAAAAAUAUAUGAAUAAAUAUUAAUUAUGAAUCAUGCAAUAUAACUAUUUAUUAAUAAAUAUAUUGCUCAAAUUCGUGUCACUGACAAAGAAAUUAUUAUCAUGAAUUACAAUUUAUAAUUAGGCAUAAAAGAAUUUUAUCUUCUAAUAGAAAAUAAAGUAUUUAAGAUUUUAUGCUCGUAUGCUAAUUGUGUCAAAAUGCACGCGUGCUGAUUAUAUUGAAAUAUAUAAAUAUAUAUAUUGUAUAAUAUAAAUAUAUGAAGGAAAAAAUGUUUACAAUAAAAUAUUAUAAUUAUUCAUUGUUGAUUUUGAAAGCAAUAGUUUGAAGAUUUGAAAUAGCAUUCGAUAUUUAAGUAAAAUAAAAUUUAAAAAAGAAUAAUAUUUAAUACAUCGACUAAUAAAAAAAUUAUGACAUAUAGAAAUAAUUUGUUAGUACAAUUCCAUAAUAACAUUGUUUGUACGUAUAGUCUAUUUUGUUCGGAAAAUCUAUUGUAAUUUUAUGGCAUGAAGAUUUAAUAGUUAGCACGCGCUUAAUAUUAUUUUUAAUAAUGUUGCAAUAAGUCAAAUAAAAAUAGAUAAGUUUGUAAUUCGAAAAUGAGUUGAUUAAUAUUAGAAAUAUAUUAAAAAUUAUUAUACAAUUGAAUGAGGAUAAUUUUGAGAAUUUUAGUAAGCGUUUAGUGUUCAAAACCGCCCAAAAGAUUUGCAAUUCGCUGUAAGUCUAAACAAAAUCGGAUGGCAAUUGUAUGAAUUAUAUUGGAAACACGUAUACCUUGCCGCCGUGGGGGCGGUAUUGAUUCUUCCGUCCCAUGUCUAUUUAAAAAUUCAUCGAUACAUAUUGUCCAUACCAUUCCGAACCGAGAAUUUAACCAAAAUAGAAAACGUUACCUAUCCAAUCAAUAAAGCUAAACGUCCAUCGCUAACAUCCUUGAUUUAUUUAUGUUAGCUCCAAAUUUCCAUUUUUCAGUACAACUGUCUAUAAUAUAUAAAAAUUAAAGUAACAAAAAUGAUUUAUUGUCAAUAAUAGAAUUAAAAAAGUAAAAUUGACAGCGUUUCAUUAAUGACUUAGACUGGAAAUUAAGAGUUAGCUAGAUAACGCUAAAAACGCACAUGUUUAGAUUAAACUAAUUUGUAAGAUCAAAAUCUUAUUUGUAAAACUUUAGUGCGCGUUUUGUUUUAAAAUUUGUUGACGUGAUUAUUCCAAAAAUAAAAAAAAUAUUCAAACCCAUACAUACUAACAUUUUAAAUGUGAUUUGUAUAGUUAUAUUCAAUUUCACUAUUAGAUACAUUUGGUUUUGUUAGUGGAGAAUUUAAUAUACUUACAUUCUACAAUUGUUGGUGGAAAAUUAUCACAUUCCCACACAAAAUAUGCAGUCUUUCUAUAAAGUGUAGAUGUCGGCACUAUGUCCUAUUGAAUAGAAACACUCAAUAUUUGUCAAACAAUUGGUGUUGCAAUGGCAGAAAAAAUUAGUUUGUUAAAAAACCGUUUCCUACUGAUUAAAGAGAGACUGUACCUACUGCAUUUUCAAUUAUUGUUUUAUUUUCUGUAUUGAUAUUAUGUAUGUCGCCACUGUAUUAUAUAUACAAACAUACAUAUUAUUUAUAUUAGUAUAUAGUAAUAACAGCUUAAUUGAAACGUGAAAAGCAAUUAUUGAAUAUCAUUGUAAUUCAUGUCAAUUUGUUUUUAAGUAAUGAACAAGUUAUCACAAGACGAAUAUUUAUUAAUAGAAAAUAUAAUAUAGUUUGGGAUUUUAUUGAAGUGAACGUUUCAAUUGAAAAUUUGAUUUUAUCAUUUAUAUUUUGUUUUCAACCUUCUGGUAUCAAAUUUCAAAGCCAACACGAUUUUUAGACACAUGUUAAAUGACACUAGUUUGAAAUUUAUAGAUUAUCAGAUUUUUGUUCUGUAUUUAUUUUGUUUAUGUCAUUAGUGACUAGCUGCACACCGCGGCGUUACCCGCUUAUUUAUUUAAAAGAUAACUUUUUUUUUUAAUACUUACCUUUUUACGAACAUUAGUAACAUUUACAACUAAACUAUUCAACAAAAUCUUACGGGAAUCGCGUAUUUUCAGGAUAAAAGUACCCUAUGUGUUAAUCCAAAGUAUCAGUUACACCGAUAUGAAAUUUCAUGAAAGUUGGCCCAGCCUUUUGAGCGUGAAGAAGUAACAAACAUACUAACAAAAUUUCGUUUUUAUAAUAUUAGUGGGAUCAGAACAGAUUUUUAUACCUUAAGUAUAUAUUUUUUUCUCAGUUUUAUGAUAGCUCGUUUAUUCAAUGUAUCCUUGUGAUCGUCUAAAUUUUGGUUGUGUUAUACAUAUAUAUGUAAUUUAACGCCCAAUUUUGUGAUUUCAAUAUAUUUUACAAUGCUUCAUGUGAUAAUCACUGUUGUUGUAAGCUAUUUUCUCAAUUCCUGUGUACGUUUUUUUUAGGAAUAUCACUGAUACAGAUAAGUUAUUGUCGCUCGAAUCAUCCUAAAAUCAAUUUACACAAUAA
Molecule: messenger RNA, 4226 nt
Organism: Plodia interpunctella (Indianmeal moth)
Lineage: Eukaryota; Metazoa; Arthropoda; Insecta; Lepidoptera; Pyralidae
Gene: tipE
Product: temperature-induced paralytic E
Exons: 4
Coding region: 392-1348 (318 amino acids)
Biological process (GO): regulation of sodium ion transport
Cellular component (GO): plasma membrane
Molecular function (GO): sodium channel regulator activity
Source: RefSeq, a predicted model, not a curated record